Rhagoletis pomonella (apple maggot) is the source of this 586-nucleotide messenger RNA. RefSeq lists its product as uncharacterized. The transcript has 2 exons. The record is from RefSeq and is a predicted model, not a curated record. Lineage: Eukaryota; Metazoa; Arthropoda; Insecta; Diptera; Tephritidae. The coding region runs from base 83 to 469 and encodes 128 amino acids.
GCUAUAGAAAAUAAUGCAUAUUAUUUUCACCCAGAAAAUAUAUUAUUAGCCAUGAUAACCGACGCUGAUCCAGAGAUACGUAAUGAUGGGUACGAAAAAAAUCAAAACAGCACGUCAAUAUCCACCAGCAGGGCUUCGCGUGUUCAAGGUCCCAAAGCGUGGCGUAAUAAACUUUGAAAGUAAGUCGUAUGUCAGCAUGAUCGAUUGGAGUCAGUUUAAGAUUACGGAACCCCCUUGUGUGCAGUUCUACCCAGAUAGUGAACUUACAAUGUUUCAAUUUUCGGAAAAUGAAGUGAUAAAUAUCCCAGAGUUCCUCUGUCAUUCCCAGAAUACCGAACGGUUUGUGCGUGUUGUUAGUGAGUCUGCAAGUGCUGUCACUGAUGAAAAGCGCCUGGGCCACAUUUUUGCAAAAUUAGAAAGCCGAGACCAAUAUAAAAGCCUUGAUUCGCGCCAAAAUUUGCUUAAGUAGCAAUAAAUAUUGUAAGUGAAAUAACUUUUUUGUUGAUUAUUUUAGUAAUAUAGUUUGAAGGCAACAUUUUCUUGAAUUUUUAAGUACUUUCGUUUGGUAAGGAAAAAAAUAUGCUUU